Molecule: messenger RNA, 1748 nt
Organism: Daldinia caldariorum
Lineage: Eukaryota; Fungi; Ascomycota; Sordariomycetes; Xylariales; Hypoxylaceae
Product: glycosyltransferase family 62 protein
Exons: 6
Coding region: 311-1537 (408 amino acids)
Biological process (GO): cell wall mannoprotein biosynthetic process; protein N-linked glycosylation
Cellular component (GO): mannan polymerase complex
Molecular function (GO): alpha-1,6-mannosyltransferase activity
Source: RefSeq, a predicted model, not a curated record
AUUCGCAACCACGAGACAACCGCGAUUACCAUAAGACCGAUCUUCUUAUCAGCGAUUUCGAGACUACCCAAUUAAUUACUCUAAUUAUUACGCUCGUUGAUUUAUUAGAUUUCAUUGUCUAGCCGCCCUUCGUAAACGUCGUGCUAUUCAACCCGCACCUUGAUACCCCGGAAACGCGGUCAGCCCCCAUAAACGAGCAAGAGCCUGCCUCGCAUCCGCAUUUGGCUUUCAACCUUUCCUUCAUUUGCUUGUACUCGCACUCGCGCAAACCUAGGGUGGUGCUGAGGGCCGCCCAAAGAGCUCACUCGCCAUGCUUCUUCCCAAAGGUGGCAUCACUUGGAAGUCUGCCAGGGCACAGCUUCCACGCACCAGAGCGAUCUGGAUCUUCUUAACAAGAACCCGUGUGCUACUUUCGAUUGCCGUCGCUGGUAUCAUCUUAUUAUUAUGGCGUGGUAUCAGAACUUCGGCAAGCGAGAUGCAAAGCUUUUAUUGCUGGGGUCCCUCGAAACCUCCGAUGGAUAUGACGCUUAACGAGCAACAGGCCUGGAACGCUCACCUGCAGACCCCCGUUAUAUUUAACCAUCACGCCCCGAUAACCAUCAACGAAUCCUCGAUAUCGCAUGUUAAUCUCAACGGGAUCAAAUCUACACGCCAAGCUAUUGAUAAUAACGAACGAGUACUCUUACUUACGCCCCUCAAGGAUGCUGCGCCGUACCUUUCGAAAUACUUCGAGCUUAUUGCUGAGCUGACGUAUCCUCAUCGCCUCAUCGACCUCGCGUUCCUUGUUGGGGACUCGACUGAUGACACUCUAGGUGUGUUGGGGAUGGAGCUUGAUCGCAUCCAGAAGCGUCCGGAUAAUAUCCCGUUCAACAGUGUCACGGUCGUCGAAAAGAGUUUUGGAAGUCAUCUCAGUCAGUCCGUUGAGGAUCGUCAUAGUUUCGAGGCUCAGGGUCCGCGACGAAAGGCCAUGGGGCGCGCUAGAAAUUAUUUACUAUCCGCUGCGCUGAAGCCAGACCAUUCUUGGGUGUACUGGCGCGAUGUUGACAUCGUAGAUAGCCCCAAAAGCAUUCUCGAAGACUUCAUCGCUCAUGAUCGAGAUAUUCUAGUUCCCAAUAUCUGGUUCCACCGUUACGAAGGCACGGGCGACAACAAAUAUGAUAUUGAAGGCAGAUUCGACUAUAACUCUUGGAUCGAGUCUGAGAAGGCCCUGAAACUAGCAUCUAAACUUGACAAGAAUGUAAUUCUGGCUGAAGGCUACAAGCAAUACGACACCGGCAGAACCUAUAUGGCGCGGAUGGGCGAUUGGCGAAACGACCCGAAUGAGGAAAUCGAACUGGACGGUAUCGGCGGCGUUAACAUCCUAGUGAAGGCGGAUGUUCACCGAUCAGGCAUCAAUUUCCCAUGCUACGCCUUUGAGAAUCAAGCCGAGACAGAGGGCUUCGCGAAGAUGGCCAAAAGAGCAGGCUACGAAGUCAUCGGCUUGCCCAAUUAUGUCGUCUGGCACAUUGACACAGAAGAGAAGCCGGGGAACGCAUAGAUUAGCGGUAUCCAGCUUUUUUGAAGAUGAAACAUUCUAGAAUAAUUUUUCUUUUCUCUGGCAUAGUCGCAUUCCUUCAGUGUACCAAAUUUGGGUCCGCCAGUCUCGGGCACUCCAUGUCCAGGCGAGACAGGGAACGUAAUACUUGUACGAGCAACUCACGAAAUACGCAUACGCUAAACCAUGGCAUCAAAUUACCAGCACGGUCAGA